Molecule: messenger RNA, 2714 nt
Organism: Spodoptera frugiperda (fall armyworm)
Lineage: Eukaryota; Metazoa; Arthropoda; Insecta; Lepidoptera; Noctuidae
Product: organic cation transporter protein-like
Exons: 4
Coding region: 843-2273 (476 amino acids)
Biological process (GO): transmembrane transport
Cellular component (GO): membrane
Molecular function (GO): transmembrane transporter activity
Source: RefSeq, a predicted model, not a curated record
GUUAUUCAUUCACAUACAAACCGUAGAAGAAAAGUUCAAGUUUAAAAUAGUGGUGUUUAAGCCGUAAAUAGACUACUGUCUAUGUUGUAAGUUGAAGUAUACGAUCUUUGUUUAAAACCGUGACAAUAUUUCAUAACUGCGCGGUUCUAAAUUGUGCGAAACGUGACGUGUUUCGGGUACCGAAGAAGGCUUUAGAGUUCAACGUGCAUGGAAAAGAUGCAUGUCUAAUGAACAGUCAUUGUAUAUACAUACUAUAAAUUAUCCAUGAAAUCUCGGGUAUUUGUUCUGAACUUGUAUAAAUGACUAUUGUAAUAUUUUACUUACGUUAUUCUCCAGUAGUAGACUGUAUAAAAUUGGCGUACCGCAGGGUCCAGUUUUGGCUCCAACUUAAGUUGCAAAUAUAAAUUUUGCUAUUGAAACGUACGUAGGUGCCCGUCUAAAAUACACGUUGAAUCUUUCAUAAAUAAUCUAAAAUUAGUAAUAUAUAAUACACUCAUCCAUAUAUUAUAUAAUCCCAUUCCACACAUGCAUUGAAACAAUGUAAGGUUGUUUAAGUAUAUAGGCUUACUUUUCAAGAUAACUAUUUAAGCUGGUAAUCUAAUAGUGCGUCUGUGUGUGAUAAAUAUAUAAUAUUUUAUAUGAUAACUGUGCCACCACACAUUACCAUGUGAUUAUGGCGUGAGUGUACAUCAAUCUCAAAGAAAAGAAGGACGGUCUGAAUGUUAUCGACGACCGAGUGACAAAAGAAACAUUAUUAUGUAUCAUUAAGUGAGUGCAAGGAACUGCCAAAUACAUUGUAUGCGUAAAUGUACAAUUAAGUGGUAUUGUUUCCAGUAAGAAAAAUGGACGAAGAUCUUAUAGAAACGGCGAUUGGACGAUUUGGAAAAUACCAAACAUGGAUUUUGUUUUUAAUAACGGUGGGGAGGAUUCCAGCAGAAUACCAAUUAAAUAAUGUAGUGUUUAUUAUACCUUAUGUGGAUUACAAGUGCUUAGACAAUAAUGUGACCAAUUACUGUCCAUGUGAAAACCCGGAAUAUGACACAAGUACCAUUGUAAGCUCGGUGACGACAGAAUGGAACCUUAUUUGCAACAGGACAUAUUUGGCAAGUUUAGCACAGUCGAUGCUGCAAGUUGGAAUAUUAGCAGGCAGCUUACUUUAUGGAUAUUUUUCUGACAGAUGUGGUCGAAAAUCAGUUGUAGUGAUAUCAAUAUUCUCGGAAGCAGUAUUCGUUAUAAUCUCUGCAUUUGUGCCAUAUUUCUGGAUGUUUUUGGUCUGCCGCUUCUUGAUUGGUGCAUCUCUUGGUGGAGUGAUGCUGUGUUGCUAUAUACUACUUAUUGAAUUGUGUGGAAAAUCAUUUAGGCCAUACGCAUCAGGCCUUUCAGAACUGCCGUAUAUUCUCUCUUAUUUUGCUCUUCCCGUCAAAGCAUACUUUUUUAGAGACUGGAGGAAUUUGCAGUUGGUAACCGCAGUACCGUGGGUCAUAACUAUUGGGUACUUCUGGUUAAUGCCUGAGUCGCCACGCUGGUUGAUCACAGUGGGACGAAAGAAGGAAGCUAUUGAAACUCUCACCUAUAUUGCUAAAAAAAAUGGUAUGCCAACCAAUAACAUCGAAGGUAUUGUUGAAAAACUGGAAUUAGAAAUCAAGAACCAACACAAGACUGGUAACUUUAUAGAUCUCUUCAGAACACCAAAAGUUAGAGCUUAUACGUUAAUAGCAGCAUUUGUUUGGAUGUUUUGUUCACACACUUUCUUCGGGAUCAAUCAGUACAUAGGACGACUGCAAGGAAAUAUUUAUAUAAACGUCCUCCUGUCAGCAGCGUGCCUUACUCCAGGUUUAAUUAUAGUAGUAUUGACUAACCUUUAUUUGAAACGAAGAAUAAGUGUUAUAUCUAGUUUUGCUACCGCAUCCUUAUCUUUAUUAAUAUUUAUUGUCAUUCCUAGUGAUAUUAGAGUAGCAACAUUAGUAUUUGCUAUAAUAGGUCUGACAGCUGCUUACAUGGCUUUCGUCCAAAUAUAUUUAUAUUCAUCGGAAGUUUUUCCGACUGUUAUUAGAAAUUCAGCGAUUGGUUUUGCCUCGAUGUUUGCUAGAUUUGGAGGUUUUAUUGCGCCUUUUGUAGUAAAUAUUGGUAUAGAGUGGGUGUCUAUUCUUAUAUUUAGUGGUGUAGCCCUCGCUGCCGCAAUACUAUGUUAUUUUCUUCCUGAAACUAAAUCAAUUACUCUGCCCAACACAAUCGAGCAAAGAGAGAAGUCGAACGAAUAUGUGGAUAGUUAGCUAAGUAGUGUUCAGUUUUUAAUUUCGCUUAAGUAUAGUUUGAGAAUAAGUAUUAAGUACCUGUUCGAAUUCUAGUAGAUUCAUAUUUUUUAAAAUAAGUAUAUUUUAUGAAAUAGUUAUAAAAUUGUUUUGGUUGUAUGUUGAUGAACAUCGAUGAGUUCCAUCAUUGUAUAUAAUGUUUUUAAAUAAUAAUUGAACAUUUAAACUAAUCUAAAUUUGUAUAAUGUUCUUAUAAUAAAAUUAAUAAACAUUUUAAGUACUCUUAUUAGGUAGAUAUUCCUUUACUUUUUCUAUCAAGUAUUAUUGUAAGUGCUUAGGUACGUGCAUAGUAUUUUUCUUUAACAGGGUCAAUAUCAAUUUUUGUGUUUUAUUUCUGCUUACCACAAUACAUAUUAUGUAUGACAUGUAACCUAUCGUAUUAAUUAAAUUACACAGCAAGUU